Penicillium cinerascens is the source of this 2424-nucleotide messenger RNA. RefSeq lists its product as uncharacterized. The transcript has 4 exons. NCBI's taxonomy places the organism in Eukaryota, Fungi, Ascomycota, Eurotiomycetes, Eurotiales, Aspergillaceae. The coding region runs from base 1 to 2424 and encodes 807 amino acids. The record is from RefSeq and is a predicted model, not a curated record.
AUGUUCAAGCCCAAUAAAAAGGGCGAGGACCACCCAAGAGAACGCCAAAUGGAUGACCCGGGCCCAAUUCGCCGCCCCCGAGCUUUCACUAACAUCAGUCCGGAACACCCUGACCAUGUCCAGAAGGGUGACAUUGGUUCAUCUCGCCGCGAAAGGCUUUUCACCGAGGAAAGCAAGGAACGGCUUAGGCAGAUCCAGCUGAUGCGGCUUGGCUCGAAUUUUAUAUUGAUUCUUGCGCAUUGCAACGCUAAACAUGAUUUCCUACAGGAUGACCUGGGCUCAGCGCGCCGUGAAAGGGUUUCAACUGAAGAUGAUCCACGGAACAACUCCAAUGUACGACUUGAGGAUCUUGAAGCCCGACGGCAGUCCAACAUUCCGGGAACGGAGAUGUUCAAACGUGCGAACAAGGAGCGGUCUGCACUGGCCGCAUGGGCUAGCGUACGCGAUGAUUCCCAGGAUACACGAUAUGAAGAGCUGGAAGAUUUGAAUGGUGGUCAAUCUCACCGGGCUGGCCUCAAUGCCCGCUUCGAUAGUAUUCGUGAUAUCCCCGCAAAGCGCGCUUGUGCCAAUCCCAAGGCGAACUUCCAACCUGCUCAUUCCCGCCGCUUUUCUAGCAUCGCUGCUCCCCGUGCCAAUCCCGUGGUUAACGCUGAUUCCCGUACCAGAGCUACCCCGGCUGAUUCAACCAGAGCUGGCAGGGGUCAAAUCAUCAAGAAUCCCCCUCGCGGUUCUGCAUCGCUUGAUCGUGGGGGUGGUGUUACCGGAAGUCGCACUCGUGUGAGUGGCCCUGUUGCGACACGUGGACAUGGAGCUUCUAGAAGUCGGGACUACAGUACGCCUGUUAGGGCUCAGCAAGACUUUUCCAGGAAGAUUACAAGCCCGGACGUGUUUAUGGCCCUCCUUCGCGAUCGACGUCACGCGGCUGAAUCUCUAUCUGCUCCCGUACUGACUCCUUCUCAGCGCCCCCAGCGUGCUUCUCAGUCGGAAGCUCCAGCACAUGCAACUGUUAGCUCGUCUCCUGCCACGGUUGCAGCCUUCAAUGUCACUCGUCAGUCUGCCUCGCCUUUGCGGACCCCGCGUGCUACGGCCCGAACAGCUGCACAACAGCCUAUUGUGAACACCACUUCUGAACACCCUCAUCCAUCUACAACUCCCCGGGAUGCACCCCGAAUUGUGCCCCAGUCUGGUUCCCCACAGCCUUUUGUGGACACCCUUUCACGAUCUACUUUUGCGGAAUCCGGACCGACUAACCUGCUUCUGGAUCUCGCCGAGCCUGCUAGAUGCCAAGAUGUGGCAGCGACUUCCGACUACUCCCAAUUGCAGGGCCUCAAUUUUGGAGGCGUGCCCAUGCUGGACUGGUCAGUUUCUUUCCGUCCAGUCAGUCAGCAGCAGACACCCGUGGACCCUUCUUUUGCCAUGAGAGCUCAAGUGCAUGAGCACAAUAGCCGUCGUGACAACUGUCCCCCUGUGAUCACCAAAUUUGGGAGCAACAAUCCUUUCGCUGAAUUCACUCCUUUUGUGAACUCGACCCCGGCAACUGGGCACAAUCCUUUCACCGACCCGCCUCUGACCUCUUCAACUGGGAACAAUCCGUUCCGAACCGACAGCUCUUCUGUGAUUUCUCGGUCAGCUGACUACGACAGUUUCCGUGACUAUCGUUCUCCUGGGGAUCCUCCUUCUUCCGGAGAAUCGAAGCUGAGCACAUCAGGUGCUCCUCCGACGCCGUCCUUGUUGUCGCCGAAGAAGACCAAAGGAUCCGAUUUCACACCCAGCUUCGAGAAAUUGUGCGUUUCAGGGUCACCGACCCGGAAACCCGCCUCCAUCCCAAAGCCUCUUGGUACAUUGGCCCACUCGGAGCAUGCAGUCUCAUGGUUGAAUCACCACGCAAUUCGAAAAGCGAAAGUGAUUGGUGUGAAGGCUUCAUUGGACGCCAAACAUCGCGAAGCUCAUGUUUCAGUCUAUGAACACCCGGUACAACUGCAGCUCAAGCCCAAGGCUCUCGGUCCCAGCCUCGGGUCAUCCGUGACAAGUUCUCAACGUUCAUUGACCAGAAAUGGACAGCAGAUCGCUGGUAAUUAUCAGUCCCCGCAGCGAGCUACGGUGCGGGUUCUAGGUCCAGCUCCUGGCCCGUUGAGCGUACGUUCGCAACGCCAGGAUGAUCUGAACUUGGCUUCCCAUGCAGCCACUGGCUCACAACAGAGAGACACAUCGAACAUCAGUGUCCUUGGACCCGCCCCAGCCCAGUCCAGCUCCCGUUCCCAAGGUCAUAUGACUGAGAACCGGAACUCCUCCACCGGAAACCCCAACCCCGGCACUAGUGAUUCUCGCUCAACUGCUACGGAUUCUCAAGGUAGAAAUGGGCCGAAGCCCAAGGUUCUUGGCAUUCAGCCAUAUAACCCGCGGAACAAAAAGGGCAAGUUGUGA